AUGAAGCCAUCGCAGCCAGCAACUUUUAGGGAGUCCUGCUGCCGCAACACAAUUACCACCACUACGAAAGGCAGUACCAUGGCCAGCACCGCCAGGGUAGUAGCUAAAAACGGCGGCAGUCUUAGCGGUUGCAGCCGAGUUGCAAAUAUCGGCUCCAGGCCCAGCCGGAUGCUCCCAUUUGCAUUGAUGGGGCUCUUGAUCGCCACCAUUUGGCUGCCAUCGAACCUAGUUAACGCUAACGAUUCAUUGGAUGCUUCAUACUAUGACCAAAACUCUACCGGAUCAUCUUUACUGUCGAUAAAUGGCACCAACACAUCACUACCAACGCACAAGGAUCCCCUGUUUCCUGAAGACUUAUUUACGCUUGAACAACGUCGUAAUGGUGCUGUCGUAUUACACAUUCUUGGCGUAAUAUACAUGUUUGUCGCACUGGCGAUCGUAUGCGACGAAUUCUUUGUGCCUUCUUUGGACGUGAUCAUUGAGAAACUGGGCAUCACGGAUGACGUAGCCGGGGCGACCUUCAUGGCCGCCGGUGGCAGUGCCCCGGAACUGUUCACCAGCGUGAUCGGUGUGUUCGUUUCGUUCGACGACGUCGGUAUCGGUACAAUUGUCGGUUCAGCCGUGUUCAACAUCCUGUUUGUAAUCGGCAUGUGUGCGUUGUUCUCUCGAACCAUUCUAACACUUACCUGGUGGCCGCUGUUCCGAGAUUGCACGUUCUACAGUGUUAGUUUACUUACGUUGAUCUAUUUUUUUCGUGAUAACGAAAUCUACUGGUGGGAGGCGCUAGUGCUGUUCAUAAUCUAUAUCGCGUACGCUGUGUUUAUGAAAUUUAAUCAACAAGUGGAGAGAUGUGUGAAGAAGAUUAUCUAUAAAAAUAAGGUGACCAGAGUUCGAAGCACUGAUCAACUUAUGCCUGCAGGAAACGCAGCGAAUUCGUCAGAAACGUCGAUGGCGACGCAACCGGGCGGCUCGGUGACGUCGAGGGCGGCCUCCGAAAGCCGAUCGGGGCCGCCCGGAUCCAGCAGUGGUAGUGUACCGAUCCAUCAGAAUCCAACCGCAACCGGGGCCAAAUUUCGACACGGUCUACUGCAGCUGAUGAUCCAUACGAUAGACCCAUUGCAUGAUGAUCCCGUUCCAGGUAAAGUCGAUGAAAAGGCGACACAGCUACAUGCGAUAGCGUCGUUAAAAGUGCUACUGGAUGCCACCAAGCCGCAACGGGGAGCUGCCACGUCGUCCGCGGCGAAUCAUGUUAAGAUUAAUUUAAGAGAAACCACCUUAGCUAGUGAUCGUCCAAAUGGAAAUAUAGAUACGACAAUUGAUUCGGGUAACGAAUUAGAAGAAGAACCACCAGAGGCAUUAAGCAUGUCUUGGCCAAAGACAACUAGGAAACGAAUAACCUACCUAUUAGUUGCUCCAAUUAUCUUUCCACUGUACUUAACACUUCCCGACACUAGAACACCAAGGGGUAAGAGGUUUUUCCCUGUGACGUUUAUAGGUUCGAUUCUGUGGAUAGCCGCAUACUCGUAUCUUAUGGUGUGGUGGGCUAAUGUUGCUGGUGAUACGGCGAAAAUACCACCGGAGGUGAUGGGACUGACGUUUUUAGCAGCUGGUACCUCAAUUCCCGAUCUGAUCACGUCUGUGAUUGUAGCCCGAAAGGGCUUUGGCGACAUGGCGGUGUCGAGUUCGGUCGGAAGCAACAUUUUCGACGUGACGGUUGGUCUUCCGAUUCCGUGGUUGCUCUACGGCAUUAUCUACGGCCAGCCAGUGGAGGUCAACUCGGUCGGCAUGGUGUGUUCGAUCACAAUCUUGUUCUUGAUGUUGGUGUUUGUCAUCUUGUCGAUAGCCUGCUUCCACUGGCGCAUGAACAAAGGCCUAGGGCUGACCAUGUUUUUGUUAUACUUCGUAUUCGUUGCCGUUUCACUCAUGUUUGAAUACGAUGUGUUGGUGUGUCCGUUUUAA
Messenger RNA from Sabethes cyaneus, 1959 nucleotides. RefSeq names its product sodium/potassium/calcium exchanger Nckx30C. The transcript is spliced from 7 exons. The coding region runs from base 1 to 1959 and encodes 652 amino acids. Gene Ontology annotation, biological process: intracellular calcium ion homeostasis; calcium ion transmembrane transport. Gene Ontology annotation, molecular function: calcium, potassium:sodium antiporter activity; calcium channel activity. The record is from RefSeq and is a predicted model, not a curated record. Lineage: Eukaryota; Metazoa; Arthropoda; Insecta; Diptera; Culicidae. Gene Ontology annotation, cellular component: membrane.